AAUGCCAUCUCUGUCGGAGCAGCUGCAGGAGGUGCGGAGUCAAACUGAAGUGUGUCUGUACUCUAGCGGCAGGGUGGUGGAGGUGCGGGCUGGGGUCAUGGGUAUGGCAAAUCUGCCUUUACCACCCUGCUCCAAAUACCGCCACAUCGCUGCAGAGUCCAUGGUCAUUGAAAACAGCUUUGGCAGCAACAGAAAGGAGCUGCUUCAGUCUGCAAACAGAGAAAACACCCUUGCAUCUCUCCAGCGCUUGUCUACAGCCCUGAACAUCCUGGAAAAGUAUGGCUGCAACUUGACAAAUCCCAACAGGCCAAAAUACUGGAGGACUGUGAAACACAACAAUCCAGUGUUCAGAGCCACAGUUGAUGCUAUUCAGGGAGGACGUGCAGUGCUCUGUCUCUAUGGUUACUCCAAUCAGCAGGCAGAUGGACUCAGCUUCCCUGAUGAUGUCACUGAUCCUGAUGUGGGCCGAGUCGCUGCAGUAACACUUGAAGUGAUGAGCCUGAGGACGGAACUAGAAAUGCUUAUCAAGGAGGCUCACCCCCACCCUGAGUUCUACGAGAGAAUCAUUCCUACACUGAGACACAAGGAUGUGGGCCUUAAUACUGAUGCUGUUGUCUAUCACUCCUCUGCCACAUCAUGCCACUCUGAUAGUCAGACAAAGUCUUUAGCUUUCCCCGUCCACCACCACUCCCUCAGGGAGAGCAGCCGGGGCCCCUCCUUGUCUUCCAACCACCAAAGUCUCAGGUCUAUUCAAGUCUUUUCCACCUCCUCAAACAAACACCCAGAGUGUAUUGUUAACUCUGUUUCAGAGAACUGCACUAUCUGUGGAAUAUUCAGAAUCUCUGCCCACUGCCUCACCUGCCUCCAGGGUCUCUGCUCAGAAUGUGACAGACUAUACCACUCCUACCCUGAGAGAGCCCACCACCGUCGAACAGCUGUCACAUCAUCAUCCAAAAACAGAAGCAAUCACAGUUCUUCCACGUGGUGUUGCCUUCACUGUGCUAGAGUCAACUCUGUCCAGGAUGUGCUGUGUUUGGACUGUGAGCACCCUCGUUUGGAAUCCAUCAGCUCUAAAGCAGAGGAAUCUCAGUCUACCACAAUCACCAAGUGGCAGUGUAAGAGCUGUACAAUGGUGAAUGCAGCCAGCAGUAUUCUGUGUGAGGUGUGUGAAAGACCUCGUUUGGCCACACGACCUCCAAUGACCCCAUCACACCCACCUAUCAACCCCCCAAGACCGCCAGCACCAGUGUUGGGCAUGCCUGGUGACCCCGACAGCCAGUGGGUGUGUCAGUUCUGCACAUAUCUGAACUAUACUCCUGCUACAGUGUGUGACAUGUGUGACCUGGCUCGGCCAGAGCCUGCACCCCUGCCUGUGAAGCUCCGCCCUCCCUCUCCUGUCAGACGGGUCCCCGCCCUACCAAUCAAACACAAAGAGCCUGCCCCUGAAGACAUGGACUCCUGGAGACAGAGGCUGAUGAAGGAGGAGGGGCUCAAGUUGAUUCAACUGAUAAGAGAUGGGGAGAAGAAAGGAAUGAGUCCAGAAGAGGUAUACACAAGCAUGCGGGUGGCAGGAGACAGCAGCAUCUUGCCCUACAAGUGGUUAAAGUCAGAGCUUCCUCCGCUGUUAGACCAGAUCAGGAUGUUGGUAGCGGCAUCCCCUCAGUCUGACAAGACCACAACACAGCACACAAGCAGGUCAAGUGAAGCUCCUGCUGAGGAUGCUGGGAGAGAGGAGUACCCUGCAGAGACAGAAGUCGGGAUCCAGCUGUCCAGAGCAGAGGCUAAGCAAGCCUGGCUGACAGCAGGCGGAGACUCGGAGAGAGCAGCCAGACAAGCUCUGAGAGACAGACUUGCCAAGAUAAAGGAGCUGUGUGCCCUGGGCUUCAGAGACGAGGCUCGCUGCCAUGAGGUUUUGAAACAGAGUGGUGGUGAGGUAAGAGGGGCCCUGGCCCUGCUGCAGAGACCCCUGCUGGAGCCCUUCCACAACCGUAUUUGGAGUGAGAAAGCUGAACCUCCCGUAGACAUCCAUCAUCCUGACAAACAGCGGAUAUGUCGUAGGCUACUAGCUGUGUAUGAUCUUCCGAGCUGGGGUCGCUGUGAGCUGGCACUGUCGCUGCUUCUGGAGCAUAGUGCGCCCUACUCGCUGGAGGAUGUAGUGCAGGCUGUACGAGAGUCCCAUGAUAGGGAGUUUAUCAGAAGAGUGCUUGCUAAAGAGUGUCCCAUCUGCCUCUCUGUCUUCCCCCACAGCAAGAUGCAGUCUCUAACAUCAUGCCAGUGUUCAGUGUGCUGUGGUUGUUUCCAGCAGCACUUCACCAUCGCUGUAAGAGACAAACACAUCAGGGACAUGGUGUGUCCAGUGUGCUGGGAGCCAAACAUCAAUGAUCCUGAACACCUGAACAGCUAUUUCUCCACCCUUGACAUCCAGCUACGAGAGUGCCUGGAGCCAGAAGUCUAUGAGCUGUUCCAUAAGAAGCUGACAGAGCAGGCUCUUAUCAAGGACCCCAAGUUCCUCUGGUGCUGUCAUUGUUCAUAUGGGUUUAUCUAUGAUGGAGACCAGCUGAAGGUUACCUGUUUUCAGUGUCGCAACAGUUUCUGUGCUCAAUGUAAAAAACCUUGGGAGUCUCAGCAUGCAGGUCUGUCCUGUGAACAGUACCAGUCCUGGAAGAGAGAGAAUGAUCCAGAGUAUCAGAAGCAGGGCCUGGCCGGGUACCUCAGAGACAACGGCAUCACCUGUCCAAACUGCCGCUUUCAGUAUGCACUGUCUAAAGGAGGCUGUAUGCAUUUCUGCUGCUCUCAGUGUCGCUACCAGUUCUGCAGUGGCUGCAACAACCCUUUCCACACUACCUGUGCAGUAGACGAAUGCAGUGUGUCAGGACUACAUGCCCAUCAUCCCAGAGACUGCCUCUUCUACCUGAGAGACUGGGAACCUUCCAGAUUGCAGGCUUUACUCCAGAAGAAUGAAGUGGUGUUUAACACUGAACCCCCUCCUGGAACACAGACAGGUCUGUGUGGAGUGAUAGAGCAGAAGGAUGAGGGAGGGCAGCAGCCAGAUUCAGCUUGUGGAGCUCAGACCCAGCAUGGACAUGCUGGACUCUGCGAGAAGCAUUACCGGGAGUAUCUGGUCAGCCUGAUCAACAGCCACUCUAUCGACCCUGCCUCACUUUACAGCUCCAAUGAGCUGCUGCUGGCCUGCAAGCGGUACAAGGUGGACGACACCCGCGAGGAUGGGGAGGACAGCUUCACCUACUACAGCAGACUGCUCAAGAAACUGAUGGAUGAAGUACCGCUUGGCGACAAGGUGCCACGCAAAAAAUGAAUGCCUCAACAUGGUUUCUCAUUUCCUGUGGUUAUGUUGACUUUUUCACUUAAAAUUCAGCUACAAGAUACAUAACGACAACUGUUUUCUUGUUCCUGUAAUGGUGUAAAUACAGGAUAGUGGCAACUCUAGACAAAUGUCUCAUUCACUGGACAGUGUUUUUUUCUGUACCAUGUUAAUUAGCAUUUGAUAAAGAAAGCAGGACAU
This is a messenger RNA of Paralichthys olivaceus (Japanese flounder), 3523 nucleotides long. NCBI's taxonomy places the organism in Eukaryota, Metazoa, Chordata, Actinopteri, Pleuronectiformes, Paralichthyidae. The record is from RefSeq and is a predicted model, not a curated record.